AAGAAGAAGAAGAAGAAGAAAAAAGAAAAAAAACCUGAUGGAGGGUAAAAGAUGUCCGCGUCUCCUGCCACCCACCCGAAAUCGAUUGCGUUACAUCCAGAAAUCUCUCCACUUUGACGUAUAAAACGGGACGCAUGGUGUGGAAGAGCCGACUGUGUUCUCCAGAGUCGGACAGGAAUAUACACACACACACACACACACACACCUCUCAUACACACACAUACACACACACCACCGGCCGCUACCAAGAAGUCCGGUGCAUGGACAGCAGCGAGGCGACGCAUGCAGACAAGCAAACUCUGCUGGACCUGCUGCUGCGCAUGAUCAAGGACGGCGAGCGGGAAAAGCUCAACACGCGGGAAAAAUCCGCCCACAGCAGGCCCAUAGAAAUCGUCCUGAGAGACGUCAGCAUUAAAGACAGGAUUAUAAAACACUUCACAGCAGGACCAGUCAAGUUCCCGUCAGAGUGCAGGAUGCAUUUUCAUCGGAUUUACCACAACACGCGGGAGUGUGCCAGACCAGCGUUCUAUAAAAGAUGCGCGAGGUUGCUGGUGAGGCUAGCGAUGAGCCCGAUGUGCGCUCAGCCGUAGCAGACGCGAGAGAAAAAUCCUGACGUUACAGAAGAUGGAGCUCUGAGGAAUUUGGGGCAAAUUUAUUUUCCGAGGAAGUGCCUUCCAGUCACACCAGUUAGAGCUAGAAAUCAAAAUAUAUUCCUGAAAUACUGUAACAGUUUAUUUUUUCAAUCAUUAAAUCAUUCGCGUCCAUAUUAAAAAUCCUUCAAAAUAUAGUUUGCUUUGAAUUGUAUGUAUUAUUUAUCACGGCCGUUUAUUUAUUUAAAUGAUGUGUAAAUAUUCAGUCCUGAUAAUCAGAUAAUAUAUUUAAAAUAUCUGUUUGUUUUCUUGAAAUAUAUUGUUUUGUGUCCCAUAGAUGGUUUUAUAGAUAUUUCUAUAUGCUUCAUUUCAUCCUGGCGUUUGAUUCUGUGUUUUGUGAAUAUGAACAUUGCCUCUUUUUUGUCCAAGUCGCUUUCGAUGCUGUGGUUGUGGUGAUGUUUACUGUGGCACAUAUAAAAAUCAGUUCAAACACUUUAAAGAGAGAAAAGUUGAUAAUGGAAAGAAUUGCACUGAUGUUUUGAAAAAAUAAAAAAAGAUUCAAGCA
Molecule: messenger RNA, 1155 nt
Organism: Hemibagrus wyckioides
Lineage: Eukaryota; Metazoa; Chordata; Actinopteri; Siluriformes; Bagridae
Gene: alkal1
Product: ALK and LTK ligand 1
Biological process (GO): positive regulation of ERK5 cascade; positive regulation of ERK1 and ERK2 cascade
Molecular function (GO): receptor signaling protein tyrosine kinase activator activity; receptor tyrosine kinase binding
Source: RefSeq, a predicted model, not a curated record